Anolis carolinensis (green anole) is the source of this 3861-nucleotide messenger RNA. RefSeq names its product cholinesterase. Gene Ontology annotation, biological process: acetylcholine catabolic process; choline metabolic process. The transcript has 3 exons. The record is from RefSeq and is a predicted model, not a curated record. The coding region runs from base 189 to 1976 and encodes 595 amino acids. Gene Ontology annotation, molecular function: acetylcholinesterase activity. Lineage: Eukaryota; Metazoa; Chordata; Lepidosauria; Squamata; Anolidae. Gene Ontology annotation, cellular component: plasma membrane.
GUUUGAGGACCCCUGUUCUAGAGCAUGAGCAGUAUGCCAUUGAGCAGAGCUUAUUUUUUAAAAAGAUACAAAUAUACUGGGGUUGUUGACGUGAAUAUAAUAUGGCCAGCCGUUGAGUGAAAAUGGAAGAGGGCCUCCUUUGUAUUUCCUGUUAACUGACUUAGGACUUUUUCCUUCCAGUGACUGCAAUGCUUGGUCUUGCCUCUUCCAUAUCAUGCUUCUUCUUCAUCCUGUUUUCACUGACCUCCAAUACUGCCUCCAAAGAUGACCUUGUGGUGGACACCAGCAGUGGCCCUGUCAAGGGCAAAUCUCUCACCGUUGGCUCUGGCUCUGUGAGAGCUUAUCUUGGCAUCCCCUAUGCUGAGCCUCCCUUGGGGAGACUGCGAUUCCAGAAGCCUCUUCCACAUCAACCAUGGAGUCAAAUCUUUGAGGCCACUGACUUUGGAAAUGCCUGUCCUCAGUCAGUUCUUUCUCAAACACCUGAGGCAAAAAUGGUGAAUCCUAAUAGGCCCCUGUCAGAAGAUUGCCUCUUUCUCAACAUCUGGGUGCCUCAUCCGCAACCCUCUGUACCAAUUCCCAUCCUUGUCUGGAUACACGGAGGGGGAUUUAUUUCAGGUACAAGUUCCCUGGACUUGUACAAUGGGUCUUCCUUAGCUGUGACUCAGAAUGUCAUUGUGGCCUCCAUGAAUUACCGCCUGGGGGCUCUGGGCUUCCUUUCCUUGCCACCAGCUGUCCCAGGAAACAUGGGUCUGUGGGACCAACACCUAGCCCUGACCUGGAUCAGGCAGAAUGCAGCUGCCUUUGGUGGAGAUCCAAAGCGAGUGAUAAUUUUUGGUCAGAGUUCUGGAGCAGCCUCUGUGGGUCUUCACCUCCUCUCACCCAAAAGUGAGUCCCUUUUUGCCCAAGCUGUGCUUCAGAGUGGCGCUCCCAAUGCUAUUUGGGCUUGGGCAAGUCCUGAGCAGGCCAAGAAUAAAUCCCUUGAGCUUAGCCAACUUCUGGGAUGUGGAGAAGGUAAUGAAAAUGAGAUAGUAAACUGUCUUCGGGGGAAAAAUGCAAUGGAAUUUCCUCCGUAUGAAACAUUGCUGGUACUGAAAAGUAAGUUUCUUAUGUGUCUCCCCUUCAUACCAACAACAGAUGGGGAAUUUUUGACUGAUGAUCCCCAGAGUCUUUUAGACUCCCAGCAUGUGCAGACCAAGCCAAUUCUGACUGGUGUCAACUCAGAUGAAGCAGCUUCCUUGUUGAUUUUUAUUUUUCCUGGAAGCAAUCACAGCCUAAUCAAUCAUGAACAAUUUCUAAAAGUAUUAAGAAGUGCAUUGCAAAAUGCAACUGAAGAAGAAAUUCAGGCCGUGGCUCUCAAGUACAGUGAAGAGAGUCAUGGGCCAGCAAAGUACCGUUCAGCCUUGGUGCAAUCCUUGGGUGAUUAUUUAUUUGUAUGCCCUGCAACUGAAUUUGCUGCCAAGAUCAGAAAAGCUGGGAGUCCUGUGUAUGUUUACUAUUUUACGCAUCACACUUCUGGCACUGUCUGGCCUGAGUGGGCAAACGCAACCCAUGGAGCUGAACUCAUUUAUGUGUUUGGAAGUUUUAAGGCAGCAUUGGAGGCCAACAAAACCUACACAGAGGCCGAGGCAGCACUUAGCCGUAGGAUAAUGCAAUAUUGGGCGGAGUUCGCCAGAACUGGGAAACCCACAGGAUCAGAGAAGAAAGAAGUGGAGUGGCCACUCUAUAAUGCUACGCUGCAGAACUUCUUCCACCUUAGCACUGAGCCAGCCCAAGUUAUGCCAGUAUCGCCUGCUCGACACUGCAAUCUUUUUAAAACACAUACUGCAAGUCCAAAGAAAUCAGAAAAUAAUGAUGCCGGAGACCAGUCCUCACUAGCAGGGACUGUCAUGAAAAAGCAUCAGGAAAACCUGGAUACCUGUGACUCUUCACGUGUUAGGAAUGGUGACAAAGAUCUUUCUAAAUGUCCAACUGACUAAUUUCAAUAGUCAAAUACUAAAUAAAAUGAAAGAGUGCUAAAAGAAUGUACAGUAGUAAUAUGGUGAGAUAGUUGACCUCUUCACACAGGCUACCGGAAUCGCCAUACAUCAUGGUGAAUCCGGCGACCACUGUCACAGGGUGUGGGAAACCUAUUGUUCCAUGCCCCACAUUGCCUGGCUUACCUUUAAGCCAAUUCCAUGGGGGGGGGGGGGGUUGCAUCUUUCCCCUAUUCCUUCUGUUGCCGUGUAUGCCACGGUGGCAUACAUAGUUCUGUGCUAAUUUAGCCACGAAGCCCCACAGGGAGUUCCUUUGCAUCAUGAGUUGGGAGUCGGUGUGCUCCAUGGUCAACUAGGUGCAGAACUGGCAUAUGCGCCCGAAGUAAGCCCCAUCUUAUGAGUUUGUAGGUCUUUCUAUCCUGACUCUUCUCUGAUGUAAUCUGACUCUUAUGGGUGUUUCUCCAUCUCUUCCUCUUCCCAUGAGUACUCGCAGGAUCUUUUAAGAUAUAACUAGGCUAGAUCAGUACAGAAUUACUAUCUUAUCUUACAGUUGAAUUCCUACCAUUACAUUUAGUUCUUUCUACAAGCUAUUGCCAUGUUUGUUUUUUUAAAUCAAAAUCUCUAACCAGUGCACGUACUCAUAAAGGGACCUAGGCCUCUUUAUGAGAAAAACUUAUACAUAGGUUUACUGUAAGCAUAACUGGGGAUAACCUCAUUUCCUCCUAUUCACUACUGGGUGGGGGAAUCUCGUUGUUGUCCAAAUAAGUCAAAGAUAUCUAGCUGGGGUAGAUGAAUUUUGUAAAGGUCACCCGUCACAAGAUUUUUAAUUCCAUAUGAAUGCUGAUAGCUAUAGGUAUAGAGAUAUAUAUGUAAUUGUAUAUAUAUUUCAAACACAAUUAUCAUGUUCUAAGGAAUGUAGGCAUUUGUAGACCCAAGAGGUAUUUAGAUUUCCUGUGUGAGAGUUACGAUACUUACUGUUGAACUACAACUAUGCUGUGGAUUAAAGUCCAGAUAAAUAGGCCUGGACUUUACAGCUGAAUCCUCUCACUAUCUAGUUAAGCAAUAUCUCAAAUCAGAUACUGAAAAUUUAUAAAACAAUGGCAUCAUACCUUGGUUGCUGCCUCUAUGCUAUUUGCUUAAGCACUGAGAUCAAUAUGUAGUCCUUCUUUUACCCUCCUCAAGGUGGGGAACAACAGUUAAAAACACAUAACUAUGAAAUACUAUGCAAAACACACAAACCAAAAUAGAAGCACCAAUAUUGGCAAUUAGAAAAAUAUCUAAGUUGAGCUAAGGCUAAAUUAAAUGACAAGUAAAAGUUCUGCAAACAUUAAUCCUGCUGUUGAAGAGACAUGUUUGCGAGCAGCUCCGGCUGCACUUAUGUAUAUAGUUGUAAAUAAAGCCUAUUACCGCCAGGAUCGGCAGGCAGCUAUGCAUGUUUAUUUGUUCGUGCUUCUAAGCAGAUGCUAAGUUGCUGAACGGAAGGGGAGAAUUGAGACGGAGAGCUGUAGGUGUCUCAAUUAACCACCUCACAUCAAUCAUCACCGACAAGAUCAUUCUCUUGUCGAGCCAUGGCACCCCCCCCCCCCCCUCCCUAAAUUGAUCUGGACUUUCAGAGAGACUCCAUGUAAGAGAUAUGACUUUAUUUUUAUUUUUUUUGCACAAACUCCGCUCUUUCAAAGUUCUGCAAUACUGAAACCACUGGAGGCUCCGGAAGAACCCAGCAGUAACUGUACCCGAAACCAAAUAUAAUAAAUGUACAAAAUGAUGUAACUUUUAUUGAUUGUAUACUGUAUCAAUUCCUAAAAGUCUAAACUUGUAUCAAAUGUAAUAUGAAGGCAUUCGUUUUCCCAGUGCCACCUAUUUACAUAAGCUCCUGGGAACGGAGAUG